Molecule: messenger RNA, 744 nt
Organism: Hirsutella rhossiliensis
Lineage: Eukaryota; Fungi; Ascomycota; Sordariomycetes; Hypocreales; Ophiocordycipitaceae
Product: ribosomal protein l10 domain-containing protein
Exons: 2
Coding region: 1-744 (247 amino acids)
Biological process (GO): ribosomal large subunit biogenesis; nuclear-transcribed mRNA catabolic process; rRNA processing
Cellular component (GO): nucleolus; preribosome, large subunit precursor
Molecular function (GO): RNA binding
Source: RefSeq, a predicted model, not a curated record
AUGCCCAAGUCGAAGCGGGCCAAGGUCGUCCACCUCACCCAGGUGGCCAAGAAGACGCGCGAGCACAAGGACAAGCUCUUCCAGUGCAUCCGCGACGCCGUCCCCAACUACCAGCACUGCUUCGUCUUCAGCGUCGACAACAUGCGCAACAGUUACCUCAAGGACGUCCGCCGCGAGCUCUCCGACUGCCGCCUCUUCUUCGGCAAGACCAAGCUCAUGGCAAAGGCCCUUGGCCAGAGCCCCUCCGAGGCCAUCGCCCCGGGCAUCGACGACCUCACCCAGUACAUUGCCGGCAACGUCGGCCUGCUGCUCACAAAUCGCCCCGCCUCGGACGUGACCGACUAUUUUGCCCGCCUCGCAAAGGUCGACUUUGCCCGCGCCGGCGUCACCGCCUCGCGCUCCUUCACCAUCCCCUCCGGCAUCGUCUACGCCACCGCUGGCGAGGUCCCUGCCGAGCACGACGUCCCCCUCGAGCACUCCAUCGAGCCUGAGCUGAGGAGGCUAGGCGUCCCGACUCGCAUGGUCAAGGGCAAGGUCGUCUUGGGCGACGAGUCUGGCGAGGGCGAGGGCUACCUUGUUUGCAAAGAGGGCGAGCUGCUGGACUCGAGGCAGACGAGGCUUCUCAAAAUGUUUAGCGUCUGCCUAAGCGAGUUCAGAGUCAAGGUCCUGGCUCACUGGAGUGCUGCAAGCGGGGAGGUUACUGAAGUCGUCCAGCCAACUAUGGAGGGAAUAGAGGAAAGUUGA